CGCCCUACAGAUUAUUUUUUAUCCAAGAGUUUCUUGUUGCAAAAGGACGGACUCGUCAGCUGACCACAAGAAGUCUGAUUUUAAACAGUUUCAAGCCCUCGUGUUCAGCAGAUACAUAGUGCUCUCUGCUUGGAGAAGAUCAGGUCAACUGCGCAGAUAUAGCACUGAAAAACUUCGCAAUCGAUCGAUCUGAGGCAGCCUGUUUGCUUAAGGAUGUUCUACCGAAAAAAGUAUCUGAACGCUUCGCUGUGUCUGCUUAUUGGACUCGCAGGAGCCUUCAAGGUUAAUACCAGCAUCCAUGCCCUGGGAGUAUAUGGAUUGCCUGCCGUUUUGAGAUGUACAUAUUCUCCUACAACUGGUACAGUGCUGAACGAUCUGAUUAUCAAUUGGCAGAGGGUUAGAGACAAUGCAGUGGUACACAGCUUCUACGGUGGAACAGACCAGCUGAAUCUUCAGAGCUCUGACUACCAGCAUCGCACAACAUUGUUCUAUAAUGAGCUACUGUCUGGAAACGCCUCCUUGCGGCUGGAUAAUGUCAGCUUGAGAGAUGAAGGCCCCUACUUUUGCUCUGUUAGUAGCAAUCAAGGGGGCGACAAGGCAGAGGUCAAGUUGAAUUUUACAGCUUUCUACACAGAGCCACAACUCUCUAUCCAGAUUCUCCCCAGGAAAGUUAACUUCUCAUACGAAAGUAGGGGGUACCCUAUGCCUGAAGUGCUGUGGACCGAUGCGAAGGGCCACAAAUUCUCCGAUGCUAAAGUGUCCUUCUCCCGAGUGGAGCAAGGUUUGUUCAGCCUGCAUGCAUGCCUGACAGUGGAUUGCUGUGAGCUGAACUACACUUUCACCGUGAAGAACCAGCCCCUGGGUCAAGUCAUACAGAGGCAUGUGGCCUUCAGAAAUGGUGCUGCUGAAUACCUUAAAGCCUGCCCUUUACAGCACCGGAUUUAUAUAGCUUUUGCAAUCAUUCUGUUCUGCUCUGAUCAAUUCACACAAUUGUAGCUCCAUGUCAUGCCCAGUAGUUCUACCCCUCCUGUUCCUUCCCUGGAAUGCCUUAUCUCCCACACCUUUAUUUCUCAUUCCUGCCCUCUUGUCAAGCAUUCCCAGUUGCCUUCUGUUUGCUCCCUCAUUAGUCUGUCUAAAACCCUGUUGUUUUACCCUGUACAGAUAAUAAAGAACCCAGCCCCGUCUGAUUCCACAUCCUUUGUCCCAUUCCACAUGAUACAGGCCUUAAUAUAAAAGUAUUAUGAAGUCUAUAUGCGUUAACAUUGAAUAGAAGUGCUUGGUAUGAUAGCAGGAUCUUAUUGUCUUAUGCUAAGUAUAAUAUGAAGAUAAUAAUAUGCACUUGUUUUGAUUUACUAAUGUGGUUUCAGUCAAUAUGUUCUUACAAUAAAAUCUUGUGAUGGAUCAGG
This is a messenger RNA of Brienomyrus brachyistius, 1406 nucleotides long. Its product is annotated as CD276 antigen-like. The transcript is spliced from 5 exons. The record is from RefSeq and is a predicted model, not a curated record. NCBI's taxonomy places the organism in Eukaryota, Metazoa, Chordata, Actinopteri, Osteoglossiformes, Mormyridae. The coding region runs from base 214 to 996 and encodes 260 amino acids.